UGGCAUUACAUCAUUAUGAGAGUUUGUGGUUAAUUUGAGUGGGUGUGGCUAUCAGUGGCAUGUGGUCACAUGACAGGCUAGCUCCAACCUGAUUGGCUGGUUUGUCUUCAUCCAUUAUUAACAAGUGGUUUGGACUCAGGCUAUAUUAAUUUAUGGUGCCUCUUUUGUAGAGGAGAAAAAAAGAUUUCUUCACCUCUUUGUAUCUAAGGACAUCAUUCAAGGAAAGGAGAAAGAUAGUAAGAACAAGAGGUUUAAGAUAAAGUAAAAUGGCGGGUAGAUUGACCGAGUCAGGCAUUGGCAAGAGGAAGAGACCACGUGUAUUUGAAGAAAAGGAUGAAGAUGAAAAGCAGACAUCUUCAUCAAAGCACUCAAGCAUUACUGGAGAUUCGGGUGAUUCUGAUUCGGAUCAUGGACUAGUGAUAGCAGAUCCAGAAAUGGAGCAAACUAACAAUGAUUCUCCCUCAGGCAGUGGUGGCAGCAAAUCUCCAGAUUCCAUUGAAGACCUACCAAUGGAAGCAUUGAUUGCUUCCACUCUUAAUCAUUUCAGUUCCUGCCUUCGCCCUUCUCUCAUGGAGCUAUUCCCAGCUGCAUCGAGUGCAGAGAUAAACUCCAUCAUCAACACAAAAUGGAAAGCGUUGAAAAAAGCACGUAGGGAACAGGCGGGUAACCUAGGUUCUAGAAAAUUAUCGAAUAAAGUUGAAGAGGAUGAGCAGAAAGAGGCAUCCCGCCCAAGACGAAAAGCAGCGAGGAAUGUUGCUAUGAAUGCUUAUCUUGAUGAUGAUAAUGAUGAUACUUCUUAUGCUGAUUCACCAGCCACUACUGAGGAUUGUGAUACAAUGGAUGAUGAACAAGGAGGGGGUGGGGCAGGGGGAGGAGCCAAAGGUAGAAAGCGGAAAAGACCUAUUGUAACUAGUAUUGGUCAGAAAGUCCCUCGUAUUAAAAUACGCAUGAUUGGUAGAUCUCGUAAUAACGAUAGUCCAAUUUUCACUCAAUCACUUGAAGAACAACCUCGUGCAUCUGGGAAGAGGAGUGGCAGAAAAAAGAAAGGAGCAACUGAUUCAGAAGCUAGUUCGGUUCACUUAGAAGACGAGCGAGAUGACCUUAUCCAUCUCUCACGGAGCCCCUCGGCAACAGAAGAAGACGAAGAUGACUCAAUGUCUGAUGGAGACCAAGAUGAUGACAGUGAAGAGCAGGAUGAUUCCGAUGGGGAACACGCCGACUAUUGCCACAUUUGUCAAGAUGGUGGUGAGCUCCUCUGCUGUGAUCGAUGCCCCAAGGCCUAUCACUUACAGUGCCUUUAUCCUCCACUGAAGAAAAUACCAGACGGUACUUGGCACUGUCCUCGUUGCACGGUUAAAGCACUGCCUGGUCAUGUUGAGAAGAUAUUGACAUGGCGCUGGGUGAAGGUUGAGUCUGAGGAAGAGGAAGAGGAGGGAGAUGACUCCGCCAUUGUUGGUAAGAAAAUAUAUGCAUGUACAUAUUGUACAUGUAGUGCUGCAUGUGCAAUAAAGUACAUGUACAUGUAAAACUUUAGUGCGUAUACAUGUAGCCCAAAAAGUUUGCGGGAUUUAUAUUUUGCAAUUUUUGUGCUACUAGAGCAGAUUUGGAAUUUAAUUUUGCUGGUAUAGGCGUGAGCUGUUGACACGCCCAUUAACUAUAGCGCUUUGCAGAAUCGAUUUGUGUUUUUAAUGAUGAACAGCAAACAGCAACAUUAAAUUCCAGCAGCUAUACGGUAUUUUUAAGAUGUUGGUUCAUUAAAGUAUUGUAAGUACAUAUAUUAUGUGCAGGCUGAUCAGUACAUGGUUAGAAUUCAAUACAAUGUACUGUAUAUACAUUGUGAUGAUGCAGACUCACUUUUAUGGCUUGAUGAAGUGGGCAGUUUCUUGAUUAUUAUUAAUGAUAUUUUAAAAAAUAACUAUGCUUGCAAGACACAUACACAUGUACUAGGAAUACUAAGAUUACUGUUAUGUGGCCCUAAUGGCUGUCAACACAAUACUAUAGGAUCACUACUAGCCCUAAUGGCUCAACU
Messenger RNA from Amphimedon queenslandica, 2029 nucleotides. Its product is annotated as chromodomain-helicase-DNA-binding protein Mi-2 homolog. The record is from RefSeq and is a predicted model, not a curated record. Bases 267 to 1526 code for a protein of 419 amino acids. The transcript is spliced from 10 exons. Lineage: Eukaryota; Metazoa; Porifera; Demospongiae; Haplosclerida; Niphatidae.